GCGUCACCCGCCGUCUUCCCCGCGUGUCGUUGGUCGCGCUCGUUUCCACGGUAACCAGCCGCGCGCGGCGCUUCCGGGUCGGGCAGGGCGCCCGCUGGCUACUCUAUGGCCGGCUUCCGCCUCCUGGGCUGGAGUCACGUGAGCCGAGGGUCGUCUUCCUGCUGCCCAAUGGGGGGGGCGUCCUGGUGGGGCGCCGUUGCUAAGCGUCGCUGAAGCUAACAAUGAGAAAAUUGUGCCUCUCUCAGCCUGGGCUUGGAAGCAGCAUUGAUGGGAACCAUCUGAGCUUUCCGUUGUCCUGUUGGCUCCACACCAAGCAGUGUUUGCAAAGGGGAGAGAGGAGGAAGAGCCCUCUGUGGUCGGCAUCUGGAAUCUGCAGAGCAGCAUGGACUUCUUGAUCCUCUUCCUGCUCUAUGUCAUUCUGGUGCUGCUGACCAUUCUCUUGGUCUGCCUCUAUUCUGGAAGGAAGCAAAGUUGGCCAUCAAGGACCAUCGAUUGGUUUGCUCAGGUGCUUUCUCACGUCAUCCCAUCCCAGGUUCAUGGAGCUGCUCAGAGGGUGCUUCACCGUCUCUUCCACACAAGACACUGCCUGUUUGUGGUCCUGCACCUGGCUUUGGAAGUGCUGGUUUACGGCGAAUACACCUGGGAAGUCUUUGGCUACUGUCAAGAGCUGGAGUUCGGCCUUCCCCUCCUCCUGCUCCCAUACCUGCUACUGACUGUGAACAUGGCCUUCUUCGUUCUGUGCUCCAAGACUGACCCUGGUGCCAUAACCAAAUCCAACCAGGCGCUCUUCCUCCGUGCUUACGCCUAUGAUGGGGUGAUGUUUGAAAGAGGUGCCAAGUGUGUUGCCUGCAGCACCAGGAAGCCAGCCAGAUCCAAGCACUGUGGGGUCUGCCGUGCCUGCGUGCAUCGCUUUGACCACCACUGCAUCUGGGUCAACAACUGCAUCGGGGCCUUCAACACGAAAUACUUCCUCGUCUACCUUCUCACCUUGGGUGCCAUGGCGACCACCAUCGCCGCCGUAACUGCUGCCUUCCUCAUCCAGGUGGUCACUCUCUCAAACCUGAUGCUGGGAUAUUAUACGGAUGACCAAGGCCAAGAGCGACAGGUCGAUGCUUUCGUAGUUAUUCAGCACCUCUUCUUGACGUUCCCCAGGAUGGUGUUCAUGCUGGGCUUUGUCAUCGUCUUCGCGGCCAUCCUGAGCUUGUAUUUUUGCUUCGGUCUGUACCUGCUCCUGAUCAACCAGACCAGCUACGAGUGGUUUAAGUCAAGGAGGUUCAAGAGUGGGGCUUACACAAACAUCUAUUCUAGAGGAGUCUGGGGCAACGUCAUGGAAAUCGCGAAGCCUCUCAGGAUCCCUGAACCAAAGAGAAGGUGACUCGUCAGAAGCAAUGACAGACAGACCGCCCGCCUUCAUUUGCCCGCAAAGUGCCUUUGGCCAAGCAGAAAGAAAAGAACGAAAGUGGUUUUUAAAGGGCCCUUCCCAGAGCAGUUGUCCUGCGGCCUUUGAGAAUUUAAUGGCCUGAAAGGGAUUCCGGCUGUAGCAGCAGUCCUCAACCGUGAGUCUUCCACGUAUAACCCCCCAAGGGAUGCUAGUGAGUUAGUCUGAGGCCGGGGCUGAGAUCACACAAGGAGCAAUCCUGCUUAGCCCUGCAGAUGAGCUUACUGGGCAGAGAAGCAACCUGCCAUUCUGGGUAAUGGUCCUUAACGCUAGUUUUAUGGGGCAGGCAGGCUCCUGCGAGGAGCUGGCACAGGUCCCGGAGCCUUGAGAGCUUCAGAAUGCUGAGGCUCUGCUCUGGCUACCUGUCCCCAGAAUAAGAAACCUCUUGUUUUAUAAAGAAAAUUUAUUUACAAGCUCAACUGUACAAUCUACAAUUAAAAGCUCUGCGCUUACAAAAGAAAA
Messenger RNA from Heteronotia binoei (common prickly gecko), 1900 nucleotides. RefSeq names its product zinc finger DHHC-type palmitoyltransferase 4 (gene ZDHHC4). Gene Ontology annotation, cellular component: Golgi apparatus; endoplasmic reticulum. The transcript is spliced from 7 exons. Gene Ontology annotation, molecular function: protein-cysteine S-palmitoyltransferase activity. NCBI's taxonomy places the organism in Eukaryota, Metazoa, Chordata, Lepidosauria, Squamata, Gekkonidae. The record is from RefSeq and is a predicted model, not a curated record. Gene Ontology annotation, biological process: protein targeting to membrane; peptidyl-L-cysteine S-palmitoylation. Bases 383 to 1375 code for a protein of 330 amino acids.